Hydra vulgaris (swiftwater hydra) is the source of this 1441-nucleotide messenger RNA. RefSeq lists its product as uncharacterized. Lineage: Eukaryota; Metazoa; Cnidaria; Hydrozoa; Anthoathecata; Hydridae. Gene Ontology annotation, biological process: calcium-ion regulated exocytosis; cellular response to calcium ion; regulation of dopamine secretion. Gene Ontology annotation, cellular component: plasma membrane; exocytic vesicle. The record is from RefSeq and is a predicted model, not a curated record. Gene Ontology annotation, molecular function: calcium-dependent phospholipid binding; SNARE binding; phosphatidylserine binding.
CCAAUAAAAGAUGUAUUUGAGAAGGAAUUCAACAAGAAUGUAAAAAGAAGAAAAAUUGUCAAGAAACCAUAUGCAAAACAAAACAAAAUCUAUAACACAACUGUUUUUUUUUUUCUGUAAAUAAAACUACAUAAAAGAAACAAUGGCAACAUUGAAAAGACAACGUUUAAAAAUCACUAUAACGAAGAUUAAAAUGAGUUCAUCUCUAAAAAGCAAAAUUGAAAUAACUUACUUAAAAAUUUUAACUUGGUUGCUUAUUGCGAUAAUACUACUUUCAAUUGCAGUAAUUGCACUUAUAAGACUUUGCAAAAAAAAAAUUCUUAAAAAUAAACCUGCUAGCCGUUUAUUGAACUCUAUUGUAAAUUAUAGAAAAGAUCCUUUUGAUGACUUUGUUCCUUCAGAAGUUGAAUAUUUGACUGUUGUCAACGAAGAUAUUGAAACUCCGCCAAAUAAUUUUAGCUUGGAAAAAAAAAGUCUAAAAAAAGACCAUGUCAAAGAAAACAAAAACAACACUCGAAAGAUACGUGCUCCUCAAAUAUGCUUUCAAUUUAACUACGAUAUACGAAAAAAUGAGCUCGAAGUUUAUCUUAUUCGUGGAAUAAAUUUGCCCAAGUACGUAAACCAAAAUAUUGUUGUCAGUUUGAUGUUAUCAAACAAUUCUUCUGUCUAUUAUAGUAAUUACGUUGGCGGACCUGAUCCCAAUUUCAAACAACGUUUCCGUUUUCCAUUAGAGUCCACUAGAAUAUCUGAAGAUCCUCCGUUACGCGUUAAGUUUAACAUAUGGACAGUUGAUCUUUAUUCUAAAAAAAGCCCUUAUGGUUAUGUUUCAGUAUCUUUAGAAGAAAUCUUUGUAACGUAUGGGUUGACUCCAACACAAGACAAAGGUAUAGUGCGGAAAGAUGUUAUUCAAAGUACGAAUCUGGUAGACGAUCAUAAUUCUGCAGAAGUAUACAUUCACACAACCUAUCUUGCAUCUGCUCAACGAUUUAGCGUCGUUUUAAGUCAAGCAAAAAAUCUUAACAUUGAUCCAUUUAAUAAAGAAAUUCAAGGUAGAGUAACUUUAAUUCAUUUGCAUUCUGAAAGAAAAACAUAUUCGACGGAUUUGCUACAAGCUAAAAAACACGUCAACUUCAAUGAAGAAUUCGUCUUUCAAUUAACCGAUCUUGACAUACGUACAACGGAAGGCAUUGAUUUUAAAAUUGAGAUUCUCAGUCGAAUAAAAAAAACUUUUAGUAAACCUAUAGUUAUUGGAAACUUCUUUAUUGGUACCUCAAUUAGUUGCGGUAGGUUUGGAAAUGAGCAUUGGAAGGCAAUGAUGUCAUCGAAUUCAACAAUAUCUAGAUGGCAUCAAUUAAACCCAAAUUAAAACACAAUAUUACAUAAUUUUGUAGAUAGUCCAAUUAAUUUGAUCGAUUCAAUGAAUUAAAAUUUAUCUUUAUUA